CACAGCUUAUAUAAAUGAGGUAGCCAGGGUAUCAAAGAUGACAGUAAAAACUAAAAGAAAGAUCACCAUGCCCACCACUCACUUCUCUUCCAUCUCUCUCAUAACUUAUGCUUUUCUUCUUAUGAUUAUGUUUCCUUGCUGCUCUUUGCAAAAAUCUUUUGAUACCCACAAUGCUAAAGUCUCUUCUUUUCUACCACCAGAUGUUUGCGACCAAUCUUCUCAAGUUCAUCAUAACAUAGACUCAUCCUUAGAAUUAGUGCAUAAGCUAGGUCCAUGCUUUGCACGCUUCCAUGAUGAUAAGAACAAGAAGCUAGAAAAAUCUGGCUCUUACAAUAUUCAAGAAAUGCUCAUUAAAGACCAAGCUCGAGUUCAUUCAAUCCAUGCUAAGUAUUCCAGAUACCAAGAACAAUGGUCUAGUGCUUUUAAGGAGAAGCAGACGACGGUACCAAUCCACUCAGGAAUCAACAUUGGCACCGGCAAUUACGUUGUUAUGGUGGCUCUUGGAACCCCUGCAAAGAAUUUGACACUUGUUUUUGACACUGGCAGCGACAUUACUUGGACCCAAUGUGAGCCAUGCGUAAGGUCUUGCUACCGGCAAGCUCAACCAAAGUUUGAUCCAAGGAAGUCCUCCUCCUAUAAAAAUGUUUCAUGUUCUUCAGCUUCUUGCCAAUUAAUUCGCGCCUCAGGAGGCGCAAAGGGUUGCUCUUCCUCGACUUGUCUCUAUGGAGUGCAAUACGGUGAUGGCUCCUAUUCCGUUGGAUUUUUUGCCAUCGACAAGCUGACUAUUUCAUCGGAUGUGUUCAACAAUUUCUUGUUCGGCUGCGGCCAAGAAAAUAAGGGCCUCUUUGGCAAAUCAGCUGGUUUGCUUGGACUCGGACGUAAAAGGUUAUCUUUAGCGUUUCAAACAGCUAGAAAAUACAAAAAGCUCUUUUCUUACUGUUUACCGUCCUUAAGCUCAACCGGCCACCUUAGUUUUGGUGGCAAACUCCCGAAGUCUGUCAAAUUCACUCCGUUAUCAUCAAAAUUACUUUCAACACCUUUUUACGGCAUCGAUGUCACUGGAAUAAGCGUCGGUGGCCACAAAUUAUCCGCGAAUGCUUCAGUUUUUAGCAAAGCCGAUACUAUCAUCGACUCAGGUACGGUCAUUACUCGGCUGCAGCCCACAGUUUACUCUGAACUGAGCUCCACGUUUCAAGAAUUUAUGAAAGAUUAUCCCUUGACAGAUGGGGUGUCCAUUUUGGAUACAUGCUAUGAUUUUAGCAAUUAUGACGAGGUUUUGGUGCCCAAGAUUAGCAUUUUCUUGAGAGGUGGGGUUGAGAUCGAGGUAAAUAAUAUGGGGAUUAUGGUAGCAAUAAAGGGUCCAGAGCAGGUGUGCCUUGCUUUUGCAUCGACCGGUGAUGAUACCGAUCUUACUAUAUUGGGAAGUACCCAGCAAAAGAGCUAUGAGGUUGUCCAUGAUCUUGCCAAGGGAAGAAUUGGAUUUGCCCCUGGUGGUUGUAGCUAAGAGAAUAAUAAGAAGAAAAUCAAAAUAAAAAUAAAAAUCUCAUAAUGGUGAAUACCCAUUAAAUAUUUUGAUUUAUUAAAAAGAAAAAGGAAUUAGCCAAUAUAUAGAGGGUCAUGUAGAAGCUAAAUAAAGUUAUGGCAAAAGAGUAUCACCAAGAGCGUUGAGAGCUUAGAAUUAACUAUAAAUUAAUGCUAUGUAUAAUUAAAUUAUUGUUCAAUAACUGGAAAUUGGAAAAUUAGAGAGAUAUAAUGUCCUGAGGAUAGAGGCAAUGGAAUCCCUUCCUCAUAUUUAUCAAACACUUCCAAGGUAUUGAAGAACCCAGCUCUAAAUUGGGCUUGGAGAAGAAUUUGUUGAUUGGGUCUUGAUUUCUCCAAGCUGAGUGGCAAGGAACAGGGUCCAUGUUUGUUGACUAUCUCCACGACCUGAAAUUGCCUGUUGGAUCCAAAAAGUUAAUCCUCUUAAUAACUUUUUACAUUUAUAUUCUAGAUUAAAAUUUUUAAAUAAUAAAAUUAAUUAAUAAAUUUUCAUCA
Molecule: messenger RNA, 2034 nt
Organism: Manihot esculenta (cassava)
Lineage: Eukaryota; Viridiplantae; Streptophyta; Magnoliopsida; Malpighiales; Euphorbiaceae
Product: aspartyl protease family protein At5g10770
Exons: 3
Coding region: 38-1504 (488 amino acids)
Biological process (GO): proteolysis
Molecular function (GO): aspartic-type endopeptidase activity
Source: RefSeq, a predicted model, not a curated record